UAGCGAAAAUGACAGUGUGCGCCGAGUGGGAUCGAGAAUUGUUCGCUUAUGGACCGUAGCUUAACCGAAUGAUGUCUAGUAAAAGUUCGGUGAAUCCUUAUAAUGUUACCAGUGUUGGAGAAGUGACACACGUAGAUAGAACUGUUUAUACGACUGACACAAUGCAGACAAGUACAGGGCCAACGCUGUACCAUCACCAUCAAAAGCUUACAAAUGCGGACUUUUUACAACAACAACAUUACCCUAUGAUGGGAAAUGGCCUACAACUUUCGCAUCAUCCAACGGCGCAGUGGGUAGGCCUGUCAUCUUCGCAUAACGAUGGAGGAUGGGGACAAGCUAUGCCACCGGCACUACUCACCCCAACAGAUAUGAAACCUAUUUUAUCACAGAGAGAUGAUAUGCAAAAUGGUGGGCCUCGACCGGCUCAUCAGCACCACUGGAACUCUCACACGCCGACUUCGUCUCAUAUGUCAUCAAUGAGUAUGCCUCCGAUGUUAACGAGUAAUACUUUAUCGCAUCUUCAUCACCCGUACGGACCUAUGAAUGGGAUGCUAAGUCCGACCCAGCAACUGGCCCAGUGCAAUUCACCUCCUAACAGCGACCAGCAUGAACCGAUCGAAGAGGAGGCCCCUACGUCAGACGAUCUCGAACAGUUUGCCAAAAUGUUCAAGCAACGACGAAUCAAAUUAGGAUUCACACAGGCCGAUGUUGGGCUUGCUCUUGGAACUUUGUAUGGUAACGUUUUUAGUCAGACAACUAUUUGUAGAUUUGAAGCCCUACAGUUAAGUUUUAAGAACAUGUGCAAAUUGAAGCCACUGCUUGCAAAGUGGUUGGAAGAAGCUGAUUCAACGACAGGUUGCCCAACAGCAAUGGAUAAAAUUGCCGCACAGGGACGCAAGCGAAAAAAGCGCACCAGUAUUGAGGUAACGAUAAAAGGAGCUUUGGAGAACUCAUUUUUAAAGCAAUCUAAGCCGUCGGCCCAAGAGAUUGGUACAUUAGCGGAAGGCUUGGGACUUGAAAAAGAAGUUGUCCGAGUUUGGUUUUGUAAUCGUCGUCAAAAGGAGAAGCGAAUGACACCCUUAUUGAUGCCACAUGGCGCAAUGGAACAAUCAGAUAUGAUGGAGAAUUCACCUCCACCGCCAGGACAACAAGGUAUGCAGGUGACAUCUGGGAUUACUCAGCUUCAUACUAACAUCUCAAACACAAGCCCAUGUUCUGUUGCCGUCCGUACUAAAGUUUCUCCGAGUGUACAUAUGCACCACCAGUCACCGCUCCCGAUGACGUUACCCCCUACGCCACCCCACCCGUCGAUGCCACAUUAGGUGAGCCUUAUCUAUCAAUUUUUCAACUGCGGACUAAUCUCAGGACAACAAAUGAUUUUGUCAUUGUCAUGGUUUUACUUGAAAAAACCCCCCAAAAAUCAUUAAACUUGGGAAUGUAUAGUUCUGAAAUGUGUAAAUCUAAUAACUAUUUGAAAAUUAUUCUCAAGUGAAAAAAAAGAACAUUUUUAAAAGAAAGAUGACAAAAUCUUGUGUUUGUGUGAAUAACAAUAAGAGUCUCAGAAACCAUAUUCACGAGUACAAUGCAAAUAUGGUAUUCACUAAACCCGGGCUAUUAUGUAAAGGAAGUCAACAGAGGUUUGGCUCUCUAUUGUGGACCUUCACACAAUUAUAUCGACCUUUUAUUCAACGGUAUGUGGAUCAUGCCUAAAAUAUUAUAGUUUAUGUAGGCCUACGUUUGAAAGAUAAUGUGAGGAACAGAGUCUAAUUCAUUUAUUGUCUGCUGUUCUUCAAAUAAACAGAAUAAUGUGUCCUAGCAGAACACGUUCUGCAGUUGUAAAACUAAUAUAUUAUUAUCUAAAACUAUUUAACUUAAGUGGUGCUAGACAAACGCUCGAGUUGCUCGACUCUCGAGUGCCAAUUCUUUUGUGUGCUUUUAUCGUUCGGUGUGCUUAAACCACUCCCACCUCGGUUUCUAUCGUUAUAACUAAGCACAACAAAAACAAAACUAUCCCAUAGUCAGAUGGGGUGGGGGGAGGUGUAUAGAAUCUAUAAAUUAUCCACAGCCAUUGACACCACAUUAUACAGGCCAAAUUGUUAACUUUCUAAAAUUUUGAACUUUUAUAGAUUUUGGGUAUUUUCCUUGUAGUUAAUAAGGCAAAUCUGUUCCUUAUUUAAAUUUUUUUGCAAUAAUUUUGGAUCCUAUAUUAAAUUGAUUCAGCAUUCGCUUGGUUUAUUGUGGGUUUUUAUAUAUCUGAACUUCUUAUCAAUAUUUUUUUUACUUUAUAUUUAUGCAAUUUUUUUCUGAAUUGUUGUUCUUGUGUUUUAGAGUACCAAAUAAACUUCAAAUCAAUUCAUCAAUCCCUAGGCCUUUGUACUCGUCAGUGGUUUGUUUACCUUGCUGAUUACCGCGGACCCUAUACUCAUCAUAGCCGUACUGUCUCGGUGCUGCGUUCAAGCACGAGAUAGCCUAGCUCAAAGCGCAAUUAUUUGAAGGGUAAACAACGUGAUGUAAAGAACAAAUAGGCCUAUCUAAUUUUUUGUAAACGUCAGGGUAUGUUGUUGCUCGCCACCAUAAGUAUUCUCCAACUUGAUAAGUAUUUAACAUCUCGUAUGGUAUUUAAAUUUGACGGCUGUACAACAAAGCAAAACUAUAGUUUUUCACCUUGAAGUGUCUCGUAAUUUAUUCACAAAACAAAGGUUUAGAUAUUGAUUUAUCAUUAUUUAUUGCCAAUAUUAAUUUUGUAUAUAUUGUAAAUUUUGUAUCAAAACGUCUAUAUUAAUUUCUUCAUUUUUUUCAAAAAGUAAGUGUAAACUUACGGGUGAUUCAUAUCCAUACGUCUUUCUAUUGCCGGUUCGAUAUUUAAUUUUAACUGAAUUUUAAAUACCGUCUUUUGACAAUUAUUCGAAGAACACUUGUUUACUUGUUUAAUGUUUAAGCAAAUAAACAAAAUAGUUGGUGUAAUGUUUAAGAGGAGAACGAAAAAAAAUCUAAUAAAUUAAAAAUAACAACAAUCUCGGAUCGAACAGAAUCCUGAUUCUUUCUAUAGUUGAUAUAUGUAUAGGCAUAAUGCCUUAAUGAUACACUUUAUAUUGCAAAACAAAACAAACUAUUGUAGUAAUAAAUUUACAAUUUAGAGAAAAGGAAA
Anneissia japonica is the source of this 3148-nucleotide messenger RNA. Its product is annotated as POU domain, class 3, transcription factor 4-like. The record is from RefSeq and is a predicted model, not a curated record. The coding region runs from base 69 to 1322 and encodes 417 amino acids. Gene Ontology annotation, molecular function: RNA polymerase II cis-regulatory region sequence-specific DNA binding; DNA-binding transcription factor activity, RNA polymerase II-specific. Gene Ontology annotation, biological process: regulation of transcription by RNA polymerase II. NCBI's taxonomy places the organism in Eukaryota, Metazoa, Echinodermata, Crinoidea, Comatulida, Comatulidae. The transcript has a single exon.